GCCCUGAAACCACACGUCAUAUUUACGCGACUGUUGCCACCCUACUUUGUAGAAGACUCGCAGCUUUUUAAAAACAAAAACAAAAGCCAAUAAAACAUGUCUAACGCCAUGAAUUUCGGUACGAAGAGUUUUAAACCUCGGGCUCCUGAUAAAGGCUCGUUCCCUCUGGAUCAUUUUGGAGAGUGUAAAGCCUUCAAGGAGAGGUUCAUGAAAUGCCUGAAAGACAACAGCUUCGACAACGCCAAGUGCCGACUGCAGUCCAAAGACUACCUGGAAUGCCGCAUGGACAAUCAGCUGAUGGCCAAAGAGCCUCUGUCCAGACUGGGUUUCAAAGACCUGAUGGAUCCUCCUCCCAGCCAAGCAGACGGAGACACUAAACCCUGACCCUGCUACUCCACCACAGCACGCUGUGCCCAAAACUGGCAAGGAAGGAUGUCGCUGACUGUGGACGAAACAUAUCAAACUUAUUUGUUUUUUGAUGUCAACACAGGUCCCACACAAGCAUAUUAAAAAAGGCAAAGACUGCUGUGAGUGUGGAGCUGAGAAGAAUGGCUUCAAGGACUGUGAGAAUGUGGGCCUGCAAGAGGAUAGUGUGGUUUGCAUUGUGGCCUUUGAGAAGUUUGAGUUUGCAGAGAAGAACUGUGUACAUAUGAUAAAAUGUAUUAUAUAUGGAGAUGCUAUUUAUGUGAAUAAAUAUUUAGUUUUUAAACUAAACUGUGCUCAUAGCUUGACUGUGGCGUUUGAUAGUAAAAAAUGGUGACAUCU
Messenger RNA from Perca fluviatilis (European perch), 765 nucleotides. It is a transcript of the gene cox19, whose product is annotated as cytochrome c oxidase assembly protein COX19. Gene Ontology annotation, cellular component: mitochondrial intermembrane space. Gene Ontology annotation, biological process: mitochondrial respiratory chain complex IV assembly. The coding region runs from base 97 to 384 and encodes 95 amino acids. The transcript is spliced from 3 exons. The record is from RefSeq and is a predicted model, not a curated record. Lineage: Eukaryota; Metazoa; Chordata; Actinopteri; Perciformes; Percidae.